UUUCCGCAUAUAUGUGUAUGUAUUAGUUCGAUGCUAAGCGAUGAAAAAAUAUUUUUAAUAACAAACAGUAUAAACAGUGUGUUUAUAUAAAACAGUAUAUAAACAACGUUCUAAAGCAGCCACUAGACGGGGCGUAUGAUCAACAUUUAAUUGGGAAAACAUUUUACAAAAACAACUAAUUAUGAGACAAAUUCUGCUGAAUGUUUGGAACAUUAUUCCCUUAUUCGGCGCUUUUAAUGCCAUAUUAGCGAUUUGCGUUUCUGAUGGUUGCUCAACCAUUAAAGAGAUAAACCACGAAUCAGAACAAAUGGAAUUGGAGAAAGCUUUUACUAUGGAGCGAAGCAUUAAGUUUGACAGUCUGAAACCUGUGUACGUUGCUAAAACCAAUAUACGAGUUAAACGAAGCGAUACUGCUCAAAAUCGGAGUAGACGUCUCAAAAGCAAUUCUGUGGCAACCAGUAAAGUUAACUUAAAACGACGCCGUAAGAAAUUGUUUGUGCCAGUUAUAUGUGGUUAAGGGAAGUUAUGACCUUAGAGGACUACCGCCACAAAGUUCAUGCCGCAGAGAAACAACGUGAAGAGCGACAUCGAACACAAUAUGAAGAACGCCGAGAAGAGUACGGUGAAGAUGAAGAAGUGCUAGAACAUACCCCACUAUUAUAUAAUAUUUAAAGUAUUUUAGUAAAAUUCGAAAAUGGUUAUUAUAUCAGAAAAUAUAUUAUUUAUUAACAAAAGUUUUGUGCUUCAUAAUUUUAAACUAUACCUAUUUUGACAGUAAUGUAGGAAGUUAGGUUACAUAGUUUACUCGAAUUAGUGUGCAAUCAGUCAAACUUAUUGCUACUUCUUCAGAUCCAGACUCAGCAUAUUAUAAAGCAAUUUAGGGAGAAAUGCGAAACAAAUUAAUUAUUUCUUGAUUAAUACACUCUACCUUUAAGUAAGAUUAUGUUGAAAUGACAAUUCUCUCCGCAGAUACUGUUCUAGAUAAACUAACAGAUAUUGUCACUGCUUUUUAUGUUCUCAUAUGCUGUAUCCUUAAACCAUUUAAGAAUCCUCGAAGAACAAUGUAUAAACGCAAUCUCAUACGACCAUAAUUUAUUUAUU
Messenger RNA from Zeugodacus cucurbitae (melon fly), 1101 nucleotides. RefSeq lists its product as uncharacterized. The transcript has 2 exons. Bases 182 to 517 code for a protein of 111 amino acids. The record is from RefSeq and is a predicted model, not a curated record. NCBI's taxonomy places the organism in Eukaryota, Metazoa, Arthropoda, Insecta, Diptera, Tephritidae.